This is a messenger RNA of Alnus glutinosa, 960 nucleotides long. RefSeq lists its product as uncharacterized. The record is from RefSeq and is a predicted model, not a curated record. NCBI's taxonomy places the organism in Eukaryota, Viridiplantae, Streptophyta, Magnoliopsida, Fagales, Betulaceae. The transcript is spliced from 3 exons. Bases 1 to 960 code for a protein of 319 amino acids.
AUGGACGGAUCUAACCUGCCUUUCGUACCCGCAUAUGGAAAUAUAGAUGAUGAAAUUGAUGACGAUAUUUUCUUUUUACUGAGUGCGAUUGACUCAUCAGACGACGAUGAAAACACCAAAAUGCCGCAACGCAACUUGCCAUUACGAGGGGGCAUGUACAUAACAUACAUGCUGAACGGUCACCCAGAGCCGUGUUUUCAAAUGUUUCGUAUGGAGCCACCAGAUUUUAUAGCUUUGUGUUUUGAGUUGAGGGAGCGCCGACUCAUAAAGAGUACAAGGAACCUUGAUGUUGAGGAAAGUGUUGCUAUAUUUCUUGUGCUUACUGGGCACUGCCAAGGGCAGCGGAUUGCUGCCGAUCGCUUCCAACACUCCACGGAGACAAUAAACCGGCAUUAUAAUAAGGUGUUGAAAGAACUGGGCCAUCUGGCCAAGGUCUACAUCAAAGUGAGACAUAGGAUUGGGGUGCACCCACAUGUACAGGGUAAUCCUAAAUAUUAUCCUUGGUUCAAGGAUUGUAUUGGUGCAGUCGACGGCACACACAUAAAGGCCCAAAUCCCAGCAGAGCACCAACGCCUCUAUCGUGGCCGGAAAAAUGAAUGCACACAUAACAUUAUGGCAAUAUGCGAUUUUGAUAUGUUAUUCACGUUCGUGUACGCUGGCUGGGAGGGAUCCGCGAACGAUGGCCGCAUUUUCAAGGAUGCUGUUACAACUGACCAAGACUUUGAGUGGCCUACAGAUGGGCACUAUUAUGUGGCUGAUUCUGCAUACCCAUGCACACGAGGUUUCUUGCCUCCGUAUAAAGGGGAGAGGUAUCAUCUCUCCCAUUUUCGUAAUAGGCCUCUGCCCCGUGGGUACAAGGAACUGUUUAAUUUCAGACACUCCUCACUACGAAUGAUGAUUGAGAACUGCUUCGCUAGAUUAAAGAGGCCGGAGAUGGCGUAUUUUGUACGAUAUGCCUAG